AAACAAUACUCGCGACUUUCUUGCGUGUGUCAUCGUUCCGGAAGCCGAGCAUAGAAGCGAGCAAUCUCCGUUUUGACAUCUCUUUUCCAUCUCAAGUAUGGGUCCGAAGAAACCGUCUGAGAAGCCCGCCGGCCAACCGGCCGAAAAGAAAGAGAAGAAGCCGGCAGCCGCCGCCGCAUCGGCUUCCGGAUCUGGCGAGAAGAAACCCGCAGCGGAGAAAAAGCCUGCCGCGGAGAAGAAGCCUGCCGCAGAGAAGAAGCCCGCUGCCGCUGCCGCACCCGCUGAGAAGAAACCAGCAGCGGAGAAGAAGCCCGCCGCUGAAAAGAAGCCCGCAGCGGAGAAGAAACCCGCCGAGGAGAAGAAGGCCGAGAAACGUGCUGCCCCGGCUGGUGAUGCCAAGGCUGCCCCGAAGAAGAAGGCCCCGGCAGCUGCCGGAGCCGCCGCGGCUGGAUCUAGCAAAGCUGCCGGCGAUGCCAAGAAGGCCGCACCGGCCGCAGGAGCUGCUGGCGCUAAGAAGGGAGCUAAGGCCGCUCCGGCUGCAGCUACCGCUGCUGCUGCCGCUAGCAAGAAGAAGGCCGCUGAAAAGAAGAGUGCCGCGGCCGCUGCCAAGCCUGCAGCCAAGGGUGCGAAGGCUGCCGCUGGAGCGAAGGGAGGCAAGGCUACGGCUGGUGCCGCUGGCGCAAAGGUGAAGAUUUCGGCCACCACCGGCAAGAAGAAGCCCGAGCGUAGAAUCAACGCCAAGGGCAAGAAGUCCACCAAGAGCCCGAAGCCGAAGCUGACCAAGGAGCAGAUCAAGGCCAAGAUCCAGAAGGGCAUCCAGAAGGCUCGGGCCACCGCUAUGCUGCGUGCUAAGCGUGCAAAGACCAAGCUGAUCAAGGGUCCGUACGGAACAGUGCUGCGCAAGAUCCGCACAUCCGUGCACUUCAAGCGGCCGAAGACCCUGCGACUUCCCCGUCGUCCGAAGUACCCGAGGAAGUCGGUCGCCAAGCGCAGCCGCAUGGACGCGUACAACAUAAUUAAGUACCCGCUGACGACUGAAGCGGCGAUGAAGAAGAUCGAGGACAACAACACGCUCGUCUUCCUGAUUCACCUGCGCGCCAACAAGAACCACGUUAAGGCCGCCGUGCGAAAGCUGUACGACGUGAAGGUGCUGAAGAUCAACACGCUGGUGCGACCGGACGGCAAGAAGAAGGCGUACGUCCGACUAACGCGCGACUACGAUGCGCUGGACAUUGCCAACAAGAUCGGCAUCAUCUAAGCUGCUAGUAGUAUCCGUACGUUCGUUCGAGCGGCUCCGUCCGUCCCGGGGCGUGUACGCGGAGGCGUUCGUGAGCAGGAAGAAGGAAGGUUGCGUGCGCUGCUUGGGUUGGAUGCCGGGACUUUUGUUCCGCAAUCAUCCACUCCAGUGUCGUGCGCUCUCUUUUGCAUUCCUACUCUCCUCAGAUGCGUUUCUCUGGCGCCAAUCUUUUUUCCACUCUUACGCCGGGGAACCCUUCUGUACCGUUAGCUUGUGCUGGAAUUGUUGCAGGCGAACAUAUUAGAAGUACACACUUUGUAACAUCAACUGGAGAAUGAUGAAGAAAUACAACAUCUAUUCAGGAGAGGAGAAAAUGUAA
Molecule: messenger RNA, 1616 nt
Organism: Anopheles stephensi (Asian malaria mosquito)
Lineage: Eukaryota; Metazoa; Arthropoda; Insecta; Diptera; Culicidae
Gene: RpL23A
Product: translation initiation factor IF-2
Exons: 4
Coding region: 98-1258 (386 amino acids)
Biological process (GO): ribosomal large subunit assembly; translation
Cellular component (GO): cytosolic large ribosomal subunit; ribosome
Molecular function (GO): rRNA binding; structural constituent of ribosome
Source: RefSeq, a predicted model, not a curated record